GGGGCCGGAGGAGGAGCCGUGUGCCCAGACACCGAACGCCAUGGCCUACGCCUAUCUCUUCAAGUACAUCAUCAUCGGCGACACGGGUGUUGGUAAAUCAUGCUUAUUGCUGCAGUUUACGGACAAGAGGUUUCAGCCAGUGCAUGACCUGACUAUCGGUGUAGAGUUUGGCGCUCGAAUGAUAACUAUCGAUGGGAAACGAAUAAAACUUCAGAUAUGGGAUACGGCAGGGCAAGAGUCCUUUCGUUCCAUCACGAGGUCAUAUUACAGAGGCGCGGCAGGGGCGUUACUAGUGUAUGAUAUCACAAGGAGAGAUACAUUCAACCACUUGACAACCUGGUUGGAAGAUGCCCGCCAUUAUUCCAAUUCCAACAUGGUCAUUAUGCUUAUUGGCAAUAAAAGUGAUUUAGAAUCUAGAAGGGAAGUAAACAAAGAGGAAGGGGAAGCUUUUGCACGAGAACAUGGACUUAUCUUCAUGGAAACUUCUGCUAAGACUGCCUCCAAUGUAGAAGAGGCAUUUAUUAAUACAGCAAAAGAAAUCUAUGAGAAAAUCCAAGAAGGAGUCCUUGACAUUAACAACGAGGCAAAUGGUGUUAAAAUUGGCCUUCAGCACGCUGCUGCUACUAAUGCCAUACAUGUAGACCAUCACGGAGGACAGCAGGGCGGGGGAGGCUGCUGUUGAGUCCACCCUUUUUACUGUCUCGCUGCCCAAAUUCGGCUU
Molecule: messenger RNA, 721 nt
Organism: Nyctereutes procyonoides (raccoon dog)
Lineage: Eukaryota; Metazoa; Chordata; Mammalia; Carnivora; Canidae
Product: ras-related protein Rab-2A-like
Exons: 1
Coding region: 41-682 (213 amino acids)
Cellular component (GO): Golgi apparatus
Molecular function (GO): GTPase activity; GTP binding
Source: RefSeq, a predicted model, not a curated record